AACUUCAAAAACCAGUCGAUUUAUUUCAAAAUUUGCACGUUUUUUUCGAAGGUCGGUUUAUUUGAAUUGUUGUAGCCGUCUUUUGCUCCCCAUAGUGCUUCGCUUGGCAGUAAUUUCCAAAUUUCUUAGUUAAAAUCGCGCACGCAAACACCCGCCGCAAAUAAUAGUGACGUGAAACCAUCGUGGCCACAUUUAAACCGACGCCAACCGAUUGUCCAGUAUUUUCGGGCUGUUUAGUGUCCAGCGACUGAAAAACACCUUUAUCUACACCCGAAGGUCGAUUCGGCUUGGCAUUGGAAAAGCGGCAACUUUAGGUGGUUCCAUCGUUGAAAAAGCGGCCAGAAGCUGAAAGUCAACCCGGAGUUCCAGGCGAAAGUAAGAUAAAGACGAAGACUUUUGACCAAAUCCCCAAAUGUUUGGGACUCAAUCAAAAAUCGCUGAGAUUCAAAUAAUGGAAGCGUAUUUGAAAAGAAAGGCACCAGAGUCAGAUGGUCCGAAAAAACGGCAAAAGCUAGAAGAGUGUCCCCAUAAGGAGAGAUGUUACCGCAAGAACCCCCAUCAUUUCAAGCAGUUUGAGCAUCCCUUUCUGAACAACCUGAUAGAAAUGGGCGAUUUGGUGACCAUACCAGAAAACAUGCCUCAGACUAAGGAGAACUAUCUGGAACAAUUGGAGAUUUUGAGGCCGAUUUUGCAAGCCCGAAAGUCCAGUGAAGCGCCUGAGACUAAAACAACCACUAGUACACAGAACAGGAAAGAACAUAAACCCCAGGCAACCUCUUGCAGUGGCUCCUCGGGGAAAAUUUGCGGAAAAACUGCAGUCGACAACACUCAGUGUAGUGUUGGCUCAAUGCUGGACAAACUGCAGAAAAACGCCCCUUACAACCUAUUUUUCACAACCAUUCCCAAGAGCCAACACACUUUGACAGCCCCAAACAGUGUCACUUUCACAGACCUGCUUUGCCCCAGCUUGGGGCCCCUGAAGGAGUCCUUACAGAUCAACUUCAUGAUUGAUAUCGGUUGGCUUGUCAAGCAGUACAAAGCGCGCGAACAAGAUAACAAACCUUUAACAAUCCUGUAUGGGGACGACUGGCCUGAUAUGGUGGAAUACAUGCGGCGGUUUUGCCCGAAUGUGAAGCACCAUUUUGUGAAAAUGAAGGACCCAUUUGGGUGCCAUCACACUAAACUGGGAAUUUAUGCCUACGAGGACGAGUCUAUACGGGUGGUGGUUUCCACCGCAAAUUUAUACUAUGAAGACUGGAAUCAUUACAAUCAAGGACUAUGGAUUAGCCCCAGAUUGGCAAAGCUGCCCAGCAACAGCGCGGAGCGCGAUGGAGAAGCAAUAACAGGCUUCAAAGGCCAUUUGUUGGACUAUCUACGCUCCUAUCAACUCCCCAUUUUAAGGGACUGGGUGAAAUACGUGGCAAAUGCUGACUUUGGGGAAGUCAAGGUGGCUUUGGUGUAUUCAGCACCCGGCAAGCACUACGCGAAGCAAAACGGAAGCCACUUGCAUCGGGUAGGCGAUUUGCUGAGUCAACACUGCGUCCUUCCUGCCAAAACGACUGCCCAAAGCGAAGGCCCUUUGUCAUGGGGCAUUCUGGCGCAAGCAUCUAGCAUAGGUUCAAUUGGCAAAACUGCCGCUGAGUGGCUGAGGGGCUCGUUGCUGAGAAGCUUAGCCAGCCAUAAGCAGAGCCCGUUACCCGGCAAUUCUCAGGCCACCAUUAGCUUGGUGUAUCCAAGUGUAUCGAACGUGGCCCAUGGGUAUUUCGGGCUGGAAAGCGGCGGAUGUCUGCCUUAUUCCAAAGCCACCAAUGAGAAGCAGCGCUGGUUGCAAACUUAUAUGCAUCAAUGGAUUGCUGAUGCCAGACACCGAACCAGGGCGAUGCCCCACAUAAAGUCCUACUGCCGAGUGUCCCCGGGCCUGGACAAACUGGCCUACUUUCUCCUAACUAGUGCCAAUCUAUCAAAGUCAGCCUGGGGCAACAACAUUCAGAAGGAUGGGGGGUGUUACAUCAGAUCAUACGAAAUGGGGGUGAUGUUUUUGCCCCGCUUUUUCGACGAGGAGUUUUUUGAAAUUAGCAACCCCACCACCACUAAGGCGCUGUUUCCUUUUAUCUACGAUUUGCCUUUGACUCCGUAUAAAAAGGACGACUAUCCCUGGUGUAAUUAGGUAUUUUGCUUGUUCUACUAUGGUUUUUUUUGCUAUAUAUAAUAUAAACCUCUCGAAUCA
Dendroctonus ponderosae (mountain pine beetle) is the source of this 2227-nucleotide messenger RNA. It is a transcript of the gene gkt, whose product is annotated as probable tyrosyl-DNA phosphodiesterase. Bases 413 to 2167 code for a protein of 584 amino acids. The transcript is spliced from 12 exons. The record is from RefSeq and is a predicted model, not a curated record. Gene Ontology annotation, molecular function: double-stranded DNA binding; single-stranded DNA binding; 3'-tyrosyl-DNA phosphodiesterase activity. Gene Ontology annotation, cellular component: nucleus. Lineage: Eukaryota; Metazoa; Arthropoda; Insecta; Coleoptera; Curculionidae. Gene Ontology annotation, biological process: double-strand break repair; single strand break repair.